CUCUCUUCCUUCACCCAUUAGAGGGUUUUUUUUUUUGGUGCCACCCAACUUUUGAUCACUAAAACAUAAUAUAAACCCUAAUUCAAUCCCAUGGCAGGAUUAAAGAGAAAGUUCAACAAAGGACACGCUUUUACAAGCAAAUGUGUUUCCUUGGUGAAGGAACAACGAGCUCGUCUCUACAUUCUCCGCCGUUGUGCCACCAUGCUUUGCUGCUGGUACAUCCAUGGCGAUGAGUAGAGAGAACCAUUUGACUCCUCCUUCAAAUUAACCUUUACAUAUUAGUAUAUGUAUAUAUACCCCCUCCCCUCUCCAUGUCUCCUUCUUGAAGCUCCAUUGAUGUGAAGCUCUCCGUUGGUGUUGGUGGCUGCUUGGUUGCAUGGCUUGAACCCUAUCCUAGAAGGCUAGAACUUUUGAUUCUCUCUCUUCAUUUGGUGCAAUAACCCUUCAAAAUCUUGUUACUUUUUUUAACCUAAAGAAUCAAUCUUUUGGUUUUUAUUUUCAUGGGUUAUUUUACAUCAAUUGAAAGAGAGAGAUUUUAUCCGCCGAUUGAGCUGGUGGAGUUUAGAAGAAGUUAUGUAAGAAAACGAGUUGAAAUCUUUGGGAAGUUUUGGAUUUAGUUUCAUUUUGACCAAAGAAAUCUCUUCUGGUUGUGUAAGAUCUUGUUUGAUUGUUGCCUCUAGUUGUAAUAAUAAUGCGACGAACAAACUAGUCAAAAGAAUAAAACUAUAAUUUUGGCAAAA
Messenger RNA from Arabidopsis thaliana (thale cress), 740 nucleotides. RefSeq names its product ROTUNDIFOLIA like 10 (gene RTFL10). The transcript has a single exon. Gene Ontology annotation, cellular component: plasma membrane. Bases 91 to 237 code for a protein of 48 amino acids. The record is from RefSeq and is marked reviewed. Lineage: Eukaryota; Viridiplantae; Streptophyta; Magnoliopsida; Brassicales; Brassicaceae. Gene Ontology annotation, biological process: negative regulation of cell population proliferation.